Messenger RNA from Fusarium mangiferae, 2478 nucleotides. RefSeq lists its product as uncharacterized. Lineage: Eukaryota; Fungi; Ascomycota; Sordariomycetes; Hypocreales; Nectriaceae. The coding region runs from base 1 to 2478 and encodes 825 amino acids. The record is from RefSeq and is a predicted model, not a curated record. The transcript has 9 exons. Gene Ontology annotation, molecular function: ATP binding; ATP hydrolysis activity.
AUGGCUUCCAGAUCGCGGCCUCCUAGAGAACUCGAACCGCCCCGUGCAGUGAUCCGAAAUAGUAGAAAAGAAUCGUCUCGUGCGGACGCCGAUGGACGACAGCGCAAAAUAAUAAGCCCUGCUAGCUCUGAAGUGGAUAUUCCGAGAAGAAAGAUCUACGAUGACGCCAGCGCCCAAGACGCGGAUGCCGAAUAUCCUCCACUAUCGGAGCCUGAGAAUGAUGCCAACAUACGGUAUCGGCCAAUGGUUCCGUUCAGCUGGCGCAAUGAGAUAUGUAGGCUCCUAAACGUAUCUCCUGAUGCUCUAGAUGAAGAGGUCUUUCAGGCCAUGGGAAAAGCAGCCAAGAGUCUCAAGGAAGUUGAGAAAAUAAAGGCUAAAUACGAUGCUCAUCGAGGACCCCUACGAUAUGAGAUCAUACACUCGGUUCGCUGCGAGCAAUCCAAAAUGGAGGGUAGACGGUACCUGGACCAUCCGUGGGUAGUCGAGUCAGGGCCUAAUAAUGCUCACCUAAGAGGAAGUCAACCAAUCUUGAACUUUGAGUUAUUUCUCGAAAGAAACAAAGAGGUUGUUUUUGUUGUUUACAAAGAGUACAGAUGCUGCGGACAACAGUACAAUAGUCGUUCGAAAGCCUAUAUGGAACCUCAUCGCCAAGUCGAAGCUUCCUCACUAUUGGUUGCUGAGCACAUAUCAAUUAUCUCCUCAGACCUCAGCUCAGCUAUGGAGGACUUUUCAGAAACUGCGUUGGCGGAUAUUCCUCAUACUAACUUUGAAAAGGGCGAGGAAAUGAAACAUCCAUAUAUAUGGUGGUUCCAUCGUCGAAAGAAGAUCGAUGCAGCUCUUGACCAGUAUGCGUAUACCUCAUGGUCACCGAUGGCUAACUUGGUUCGUGAAUAUGUCCUUGAGCGCAUGGCAGAGGAAUGGGAGACAGUCGAUAAGCUGCUGGCCAGAAAGAAGAUAUCUCUCAAGUACAUGGAUUAUCUUUUCGUUCCUGACGAAAUCGCCAUAUCAACAGAAAAAGGGCGCGAUAUUUCAAAGCUUCAAGGCGUAGUAGUUCAAGGCUGGCUUAUUCGACAACCAGUACUAGACUACUCAGCAGUCAUUGAUGUCGUAUUCUGGAAGUUCGACGGCGCUUUUCGUAAAGCCUCUGAGAAGUUUCCAAUCAAAGACCUUCCUAUCACGCUACUUGAUGAGCUAGAGGAGUCAAAGAUCACAGAUUUACCGCUUUACCCUGUUAAGUAUGCUAGCCAUCAGACUACUCAAGUUCUACAAAAGCGCGGAAAGAUGUUCUGGAAAUGCAGGUUCCGGAAUUAUGUUGGGCUUUCUCAGGAGACUAGCGAGGAGGUUCAAGAUUCAAUCGGAUCUCGGUUCAUGGUCGAUAUUAUAACGUACAAGAAGCUACAUCGUGAAUCUAAUGUGCGGGCCCAGCGACAGUCAUCUCCAGGUCCAAACAGUCUUGAAUCAAGAUACAUGUCCCAGGAGAAUCCGGACCUUGGGGAUGACUUCUUUAUGUGUCUUCCAACUUCGAUUUUUGGGUUCAACAUGGAUAAGAAAGAAUGGGUCAACUUGGAUGUUCACUUCCUACGCGAUGUCGUUUGGAAUACUGAGGCUUUCGAUCACCUUGUUAUUCAAGAUGAGACAAAGCUCCUUAUACAAGCUGUAGUGACGAACCAGCUUCAAACCACAGAGAACGCUGAUCUCAUUCGCGGGAAAGGCAAUGGUCUUUUCAUUCUUCUCCACGGAGGGCCAGGUACAGGCAAGACACUCACUGCAGAAAGGUACAUUCUUCCCGUCUUGAUGGAUAAACAUCUAACAAGGAGCAGUGUUGCCGAAGUUGCAAGAAAGCCAUUAUAUAGAGUGACAUGUGGUGAUAUUGGCACCAAGGCAGAAGACGUCGAACAGUACCUGAAUGUCGUCUUACACCUUGGCAAGACCUGGGGCUGCGUUGUUCUUCUCGACGAGGCAGAUGUUUUCUUGGAGCAGCGAUCAUUAGUUAACCUUGAGCGAAAUGCUCUGGUGUCGGUAUUCUUACGCGUCUUGGAAUACUACGAUGGCAUCCUUAUCCUCACAAGCAAUCGGGUCGGAAUCUUUGACGAAGCCUUCAAAUCUCGCAUCCAGCUAAAUCUCCGCUACAAAAACCUCGACCAAGAUCAAAGACGACAGAUCUGGAUAAACUUCUUCACCCGUCUUAGAAGACUAGAAGAAGAAGCUUCCACAAAGCAAAGCGGUCUAUCUUACGGAGCAGAAGUGGAUGAGAUACUAGACAAGCUUGAUGAGCUAGCCGAUGCUAAUCUCAAUGGCCGACAGAUUCGAAACGCAGUGUCGACGGCAAGACAGCUGGCUAGGUAUCAGAAAGAGCCACUGUCGUAUAAGCAUCUCAUGGUUGUGAUUAACGAAGCGAAGAAGUUUGAUGAGUAUUUGUUGGAGUUGAAUAGGACUUACACGGCGGAUGAGAUUCAGAGGGACAAGGGAGCGCGGUAA